GAGAGGCGCAUCUGGAGACAAUAGAAGCGAACGCGGCGCUGAUCGAGGGUUGUGCAGUGAAAACUCACAGGGAUAUGGAGAUGAUGGAGCGCUGAAUCUGGAUUUAUUUCACGUUUUAUUCGAGCUGUGAGAUCUGAGAGGAAAGAUGAAUUCUGCUGAGGCGGUGGAGGACGGACCCAAUGAUUCAGACACGGACGCGUUCUUCAAAACAGGGUCUUUCAGGAGUGAAGGCAUUAAAGCGUCUGAUGUUCUUCCUGUGUUGAGAGAGAAAAUAGCGUUUGUUUCAGGAGGCCGUGAUAAGCGAGGCGGCCCCAUCUUGACAUUCCCCAUCCGAAGUAAUCAUGACCGAAUAAAACAAGAAGACAUGAGACGACUCGUCACAUACCUGUCCACCGUGCCCAGUGAGGAUGUGUGUAAGAGGGGCUUCACUGUGAUUAUUGAUAUGCGUGGCUCCAAGUGGGAUCUGAUAAAGCCGUUACUGAAGACCCUGCAGGAAGCUUUUCCGGCUGAGAUCUGUGUGGCUCUAAUCAUCAAACCAGACAACUUCUGGCAGAAACAGAAAACCAACUUUGGCAGUGCAAAGUUCACAUUUGAGACUAGCAUGGUGUCCGUCGAGGGUUUGACCAAGCUUGUGGACCCGUCUCAGUUAACGGAUGACUUUGAGGGCUCGCUUGAGUAUAAUCACGAGGAAUGGAUAGAACUCCGAGUCUCUCUGGAGGAGUUCCUGUCCAGUGCCACUCACCUACUCUCUCGUCUGGAGGACCUGCAGGAGACACUGGCCAAGAAGGAGUUCCCGGUGGAUGUGGAGGGCUCACGGCGGCUCAUUGACGAGCACACCCAGCUGAAGAAGAAGGUGAUGAAGGCUCCAGUGGAGGAGCUGGAUCACGAGGGUCAGCGUCUGCUGCAGUGCAUCCGCUCCAGUGAUGGCUUCUCAGGGAAGAACUGUAUCUCUGGUAGUGCUGACUUCCAGAGUGUGGUUCCUAGGAUUGCCAGUCUGCUGGAUAAACUCCACAGCACCAGACAGCACCUCCACCAGAUGUGGCACCUGAGGAAGCUGAAGCUGGACCAGUGUUUCCAGCUCCGACUGUUUGAACAGGACGCAGAGAAGAUGUUUGACUGGAUCAGUCACAAUAAGGAGUUAUUUCUUCGGAGUCACACAGAUAUCGGCGUAAGUUACCAGCACGCCGUGGAGCUGCAGACGCAACACAACCACUUUGCCAUGAACUCUAUGAAUGCAUACGUGAACAUAAACCGCAUCAUGUCGGUGGCAUCGCGGCUGUCAGAGGCGGGUCACUACGCAUCACAGCAGAUCAAACAGAUCAGCACGCAGCUCGAUCAGGAGUGGAAGAGUUUUGCCGCCGCUCUUGAUGAACGCAGCACCAUCCUCGCCAUGUCUGGUGUCUUCCAUCAGAAAUCUGAACAGUUUCUGUCGGGUGUGGAAGCAUGGUGUAAAAUGUGCAGUGAAGGUGGUUUGCCAUCUGAGAUGCAGGAUCUGGAAUUGGCAAUUCACCAUCACCAGACACUCUAUGAACAGGUCACACAGGCUUAUACAGAGGUGAGCCAGGAUGGUAAAGCACUGUUGGAUGUUCUUCAGCGUCCAUUAAGUCCUGGUAACUCUGAGUCUCUGACAGCCACAGCCAACUACUCUAAAGCAGUGCACUGCAUCCUGGACGUGGUGCAUGAGGUGCUGCAUCAUCACAGGCGUCUGGAAAACAUCUGGCGGCACCGCAAGGUCUGUCUGCAUCAGAGACUGCAGCUCUGCGUCUUCCAGCAGGAUGUCCAGCAGGUGAUUGACUGGAUCGAGAACCAUGGGGAGGCGUUCCUCAGUAAACACACAGGUGUGGGGAAAUCACUGCACAGGGCCAGAGCCUUGCAGAAGCGCCAUGAUGACUUUGAGGAGGUCGCGCAGAACACUUACACCAAUGCUGAUAAACUCCUGGAAGCGGCCGAGCAGUUGGCCCAGACAGGCGAGUGUGACCCAGAGGAGAUUUAUAAGGCGGCACGACACCUGGAGGUCAGGAUCCAGGACUUCGUUAGGAGAGUCGAGCAGAGAAAACUAUUGCUGGAUAUGUCUGUCUCCUUCCACACGCACACUAAAGAGUUGUGGACGUGGAUGGAGGACCUGCAGAAGGAGCUGUUGGAGGAGGUAUGUUCAGACUCUGUUGAUUCAGUUCAGGAGCUCAUCAAACAGUUUCAGCAGCAACAGACGGCCACACUGGAGGCCACACUCAACGUCAUCAAAGAAGGCGAAGACCUUAUACAACAGCUCAGAGACUCAGCGAUGAGCAGUAAUAAGCUGCCGCACAUGAGCUCCAUUGCUCACAUUGAGAGUGUGCUACAGCAGCUGGACGAGGCGCAGGGACACAUGGAGGAGCUCUUCCAUGAGAGAAAGAUCAAACUCGACAUCUUCCUGCAGCUUCGCAUCUUUGAGCAGUACACCAUUGAGGUAACAGCAGAGUUAGACGCGUGGAAUGAAGAUCUCGUGCGUCAGGUGAGCGAGUUCACCGUAGAAGAGCCCAGUCUGGCUGAGCAAAGACUGCAGCGACAUGCAGAGAGAAAACUGGCCAUGAACAACAUGACCUAUGAGGUCAUGCAGCAGGGUCAAGACCUGCACCAGUACAUCAUGGAGGUACAAGCUUCAGGUAUUGAGUUGACCGGUGAGAAGGAGGUGGAUCUGGCCACUCAGGUACAGGAGCUGUUGGAGUUUCUUCAUGAGAAACAGCAUGAGCUGGACAUGAGCUCAGAACACACACACAGACAUCUGGAGCAGUGUGUGCAGUUACGCCACCUUCAGGCUGAGGUUAAACAGGUUUUGAGUUGGAUUCGGAAUGGCGAGUCUAUGCUGGAUGCAAAUAUGGUGAACGCAAGUUCACUGUCAGAGGCCGAACAACUACAGAGAGAACAUGAACAGUUCCAGCUCGCGAUAGAGUCUUUGUUUCAUGCUAACUCUCUGCAGAAGACUCAUCAGAGUGCACUACAGGUGCAGCAGAAGGCAGAGCUGAUGUUACAGGCUGGACACUACGACCCUGAGGCCAUCCGCAGCUGUGCUGAGACGGUGGCAGUGCACUGGCAGCAGCUCAUGCUGAAGAUGGAGGACAGACUAAAGCUGGUCAAUGCCUCUGUGGCCUUCUACAAGACAUCAGAACAGGUUUGUAGUGUGUUGGAGAGUCUGGAGCAGGAGUACCGGCGGGAUGAAGAUUGGUGUGGAGCUCAUGAUAAACUGGGAUCUUCGGCAGAGAUGGAUCAUAUUCUUCCACUAAUCAGCAAACACCUGGAGCAGAAAGAGGCUUUUCUCAAGGCUUGUACUCUGGCCAGACGUAAUGCUGAGGUUUUCCUCAAAUACAUCCACCGGAAUAAUGUCAGCACUCAGGGCUCGUCUGGUAACACCCGCGGUCCUGAGCAACAGGUCAAAGCCAUCCUAAAUGAACUGCUGCAGAGGGAGAACAGAGUUCUGCAUUUCUGGACAAUGAAGAAACGAUGUUUGGAUCAGUGUCAACAGUACAUAGUGUUUGAACGCAGUGCCAAACAGGCAUUAGAGUGGAUAGAGGAGGCAGGAGAGGUCUUUCUCACCACUCACAAAAGCCCUGGAGACUCAGUGGAGAAAACUCAGGAACUGCUGAAAGAAUAUGAAGACUUCUGCAUCUCUGCCAAGCAAACUAAAGAGAAAGUGAAGAUGUUGAUCCAGUUGGCAGAUAAUUUUGUGGAGAAGGGACACAUGCAUGUCACCGAGCUGAAGAAAUGGGUGACGACAGUGGGCAAGCGCUACAGAGAUUUCUCCCUGCGUAUGGGCAAAUACCGCUGCAGUCUGGAGAACGCGCUGGGUAUCAGCUCUGAGGAUAAUAAGGAUCUGGAGUUGGAUAUCAUUCCUGCAAGUCUGACCGACCCUGAGGUUAAACUGCGUGACCCUAACCAUGAGGUGAAUGAGGAGAAGAGGAAAUCAGCCCGCAAGAAAGAGUUCAUAAUCGCAGAGCUACUACAGACAGAAAAGGCCUAUGUGAGGGACUUACGAGAAUGCUUAGAGACAUAUCUGUGGGAGAUGACCAGUGGAGUGGAGGAAGUACCUCCAGGAAUCACCAACAAAGAGCACAUCAUCUUCGGGAACAUUCAGGAGAUUUACGACUUCCACAAUAAUAUAUUCCUGAAAGAGCUGAUUAAUUAUGAGCAGUUACCAGAGGAUGUGGGCCAUUGCUUUGUCACAUGGGCAGAUAAGUUUAAUAUAUAUGUCACAUAUUGCAAAAAUAAACCAGAUUCCAGUCAACUCAUUCUGGAGCAUGCUGGGAGUUUUUUUGAUGAAAUACAGAAGAGACAUGGUCUGACUAACUCCAUAUCAUCAUACCUUAUCAAACCUGUGCAGAGAAUCACCAAAUACCAGCUGCUGCUCAAGGAGCUGCUGUCGUGCUGUGAAGAGGGCAAAGGUGAAAUUAAAGAUGGGCUGGAGGUCAUGCUGAGUGUGCCAAAGAGAGCCAACGAUGCCAUGCAUGUCAGCAUGCUAGAGGGUUUUGAUGAGAAUCUGGAUGUCCAGGGUGAACUCAUUCUGCAGGACACCUUCCAGGUGUGGGACCCCAAAUCGCUGAUCCGUAAGGGACGAGACCGACACCUCUUCCUAUUCGAAAUCUCCCUCGUCUUCAGCAAAGAGAUCAAAGACUCGGCAGGACGAUCGAAAUACAUUUUCAAGAACAAACUACUGACAUCUGAGUUGGGUGUAACAGAGCAUGUGGAGGGCGACCCGUGUAAAUUUGCUCUCUGGGUUGGACGCACACCCUCAUCAGACAACAAAACUGUCCUAAAGGCAUCCAGUAUUGAGGUGAAGCAGGAAUGGAUCAAACACAUUCGUGAGGUCAUUCAGGAGAGAAUCAUUCACCUGAAGGGGGCACUGAAGGAACCAAUCCACAUUCCCAAACCCCCUGCCAAACCCCGCAACAACAGUAAGAGGGACACUGGUGAGGAUGCAGACAGUCAGGGUGACGGCAGCAGUCAGCCGGAUACCAUCUCCAUUGCCUCCAGAACCUCACAGAACACUGUGGACAGUGACAAGCUCUCUGGAGGAUGCGAGUUGACGGUGAUCCUGCAGGAUUUCGUGGCGGGCAGUGCGUCUGAGCUCAGUAUCCAGACAGGUCAGACCGUGGAGCUGUUAGAGCGGUCCAGUGAGCGUCCGGGCUGGUGUCUGGUGCGGACCACCGAGCGGACCCCUCCUCAGGAGGGACUGGUGCCCAGCAGCACACUCUGUAUCUCUCACUCUCGCAGCAGUGUGGAGAUGGACUGCUUUUUCCCUCCAGGCAAAGAGAACUAUGCAGUUAGCGGUCCAGAAGGGAAGACUGAGUCCGUGGCUACGUUGCAGCCGCAGGCAUCACUGAACUCCCUACAGAGCAGUUCACCGGGACCCAAGCGCUCUGGGAACACAUUGAAGAAGUGGCUGACCAGCCCCGUCCGGCGCCUCAGUCACGGCAGCAACAUCAAGAAGAUCCCCAGCAAACAGAAGCCAAAACGAGAUGGACGCAAGAGCAUCGACCUGGGGCCACCCGAACUACAGGAUGACACUCUUGAGGAGAGAGUGCGUAAAGAAGAGAGAACGCUCUCCAAAUCUUCUUCAGGGAUGCACAGUGGAGGAGAGGAGGAACCUGAGGAUGAGUCGCACACCCCCCUACCUCCACCCAUGGAGAUCAUCAAAGACCCCUCCGCUCAGGAAGAGAAGUCGUCCUUGCUUCUGGCUUCUCGACAGAGCUCGGCUGACGUCCCCAGUGCUGCUGAGCUCGUCAGUGCUAUAGAGAAACUGGUCAAAACUAAGAUGACGCUGGAGUCAGGGUCUUACCUAGGAAUUAGUUCAGUGAACACAGCAGACCAGAGCUCAACGCCACCCAGAAACCCUGAACUGGAGCAGAAAGCCAAAGCAAUGCGGGGACGCAUGUUUGUUCUGAAUGAAUUAAUUCAGACAGAAAAAGACUAUGUGAAGGAUUUGGGUAUCGUAGUGGAGGGUUUUAUGAAAACAAUAGAGGAUAAAGGAGUUCCUGACGAUAUGAAAGGAAAAGACAAGAUUGUUUUUGGAAACAUUCACCAAAUCUAUGACUGGCACAAAGAUUUCUUUGUGGGAGAACUGGAAAAAUGUCUUGAAGAUCAGGAAAAGCUGCCCGGGCUGUUCAGUAAACAUGAGAGAAGACUACACAUGUAUGUUAUUUAUUGCCAGAACAAACCCAAAUCUGAAUUCAUCGUUGCAGAGUACGAUUCAUACUUCGAGGGGAUUCAGCAAGACAUCAACACCAGACUAAGCAUCAGUGAUUUCCUCAUUAAGCCCAUUCAGAGAAUCACCAAAUACCAACUGUUACUAAAGGACUUUUUGAAAUACAGCUCAAAGGCUGGACUGGAUUGUCAGGAUAUAGAGAAGGCAGUAGACCUGAUGUCACAGGUGCCCAAGCUGUGCAAUGACAUGAUGAACCUUGGAAGACUGCAGGGAUUUGAGGGUAAGUUGACGAGUCAGGGCAAGCUCCUGCAGCAGGAGACGUUCUUCGUGACGGAGCAGGAUUCAGGCGUACUGUCCCGCAGUAAAGAACGCAGGGUCUUCCUCUUCGAGCAGAUCGUCAUCUUCAGUGAGCUCUUACGCAAAGGCUCGUCCACACCAGGAUAUCAGUUUAAAAAGAGUAUCAAGGUGAGCUACCUCGGUCUGGAAGAGCAUGUUGAAAAUGACCCGUGUAAGUUUGUGCUGUCGUGUCGCGGGUCGGCCGAGCGUUUUACCCUGCAGGCGGCAAACACAGACAUUAAACAGCUGUGGGUUCAACACAUCACUGAUCUACUGGACUUACAGAGCAACUUCCUGUCAGCCCUGCAGUCUCCCAUCGAGUAUCAGAAAGAGCAGAGUGGCUCUCAGUCUCUGACCCGUAACUCAUCCAGCAGUGGGCGUGCAGGUCAGUCCAACAGCCGGCCCGGCUCUACUGCAUCACUGGGAGCAGAGAAACCCACUCUGUCCAAACGGAGCUCCACCCCACUAAAGCUACCUACCUCCAACGGCAGCUCCUGCCACGACUUGAGCAGAUACCACUCCCCCAGGCAGCAGCAUGACGGUGUGGGUUGUAACGGUACAUCAUCCUCCUUGAUAGUGACUCAGGACUAUAAUGCACUGAAAGAGAAUGAGAUCUGUGUCACGCAGGGUGAGACGGUGCAGAUACUGGCAACUAACCAGCAGAACAUGUAUCUGGUGUACCGUCCCGCUAACAGCCAAUCACCAGCCGCCGAGGGCUGGGUGCCGGGACAUAUCCUGGGCCCCAUCACAAAACCCCUCGUAGACACUACUGCAGACACAAACAUCAAGAAGUCUCUGUCGUGGAAUACGCUUCGUGCUCGCAAGCGUGCUGAGAAGGAGAGUACGCCCCUCAAAAGUGACAUUAAGGUUGAGAAUGGACUGCGUAAGACUAAAGAUAUUCUCAGCAGCAAGGUCACUGUGAAAGAGACUCACAGCUCAGAUGAGUCCGAAUGUGAGGAUGACCUAGACCCCAAAACUAGUAUGGAGUUAUUGAACCCUAAUUUCAUCCAAGAGGUGGCUCCAGAGUUCCUGACCCCUUUAGCAGACGUGACUUGUGCUCUGGGGGAGACGGUGGUGCUGUGCUGUAAAGUGUGCGCUCGACCCAAACCAACCAUCACACUGAAAGGACCCGAUCAAAGUCUGCUGGUCAACAACAACAGAUUCACUAUCAACAUCAGGGACACAGGUGAUAUUGUGUUGAAGAUCUGUAAUCUGAUGCCGCAGGACACCGGUAUCUACACCUGUGUGGUUGUAAAUGAGCAUGGCACUGCCUCCUCUUCUGCCUCCAUUAAAGUACAAGGUAUCCCAGCAGCCCCUGCUCGGCCAGUAGCACAGGAAGCCAGCAGCACGGCUGUGAUCGUCCACUGGCUUCCUCCGGCCAGCUCAGGAAACUCUGCUAUCUCCAGCUACACAGUGGAAUACAGACAGGAAGACUCUCUGGUGUGGCAGCAGUCGGUGGUCUCCACUGCAGAUGUGUGUGUGAAGAUUGAGAAUCUGAUUCCUGGUGGGCAUUAUCAGUUCAGGGUCAGUGCCAGUAACCCCUGGGGCAUCAGCCCACCCAGUGAACCCUCAAACAUGGUGACAUUACCCAGCACAGCCUCGACAUAUGAUGGCACAGGAAUCCAAUGGAAAGACAACUUUGAAUCUGCGUUCACAGAAAUAUGUGAAAUUGGACGGGGUCGUUUCUCUGUGGUCAGGAGGUGUCUGAGUAAAGCCAGUAAGAAGGAGGUUGCUGUGAAGUUUGUCAAUAAGAAGAUGCAGAAGAAAGACCAGGUGGCCCAUGAAGCUGAUAUCCUGCGUCACGUCCAACAUCCACAGCUGGUGGCGCUACUUGACACCUAUGAGUCGCCCACAGCGUACAUGCUGGUUCUUGAGUUAGUGGAAGAUGGUCGUCUGUUGGAUUAUUUGGUGGCUCAUGAUGAGCUAAUGGAGGAGAAGGUGGCUUUCUUCAUUAAAGACACACUGGAAGCUGUGCAGUACCUGCACACCUGCAGAAUUGCUCAUUUGGACCUCAAGCCUGAAAACCUGUUGGUGAACCUACACGUGCCGGUGCCCUGCGUGAAGCUCACAGAUCUGGGUGAUGCUGUGCAGAUCUCAGGUCACCGCUAUGUGCAUCUGCUCCUUGGGAACCCUGAGUUUGCUGCUCCUGAGCUCAUCCAGGGUACUCCGGUGUCCCUGUCCACAGACGUAUGGAGCAUGGGGGUGCUUGCGUACAUCAUGCUCAGUGGCGUCUCGCCGUUUCUGGAUGAGAGUCUGGAAGAGACCUGCGUCAACAUCUGCAGGCUGGACUUUUGCUUUCCUGACGAGUACUUCUGCGGAGUAAGCCAGGCCGCCAAAGACUUUAUCUUGUCUACGCUUCACCAGGACCCCCGAAAGCGGCCGAGUUCAGCCACGUGUCUGCAGCACCCGUGGGUCAGCGCUCACAGCGGAGAUUAUUCCAAAACACAGCUGGACACCAGCAGACUCACUGCGUUCAUAGACAGACGCAAACAGCUACAUGACGUCAGACCGGUGACUAAUGUUAAAGGACUAGUCAGCAGUAGUAUGGGUCACACCUUAUGAGACAAGUCCAGACUACAGUCAUUAUAUUAUAUCAAAUCAGUUGUGCACUUACAUGCCGUUUCCUACAGAGUGGACCUUCUUAGAUAAAUAUUCUGGGUUCAAUAAAAGUUACUCCUCCCUCACUCAUUAAAAAAAAGGCAGUUACAGUAAGGCACUUACAUGUGAAUGGGGUCAUUCCAUAAACACUGAAAUACACCAUUUGUUAUCAUGACAUUUAUAUGUGUUUUCAUAGCAACAAAGUUGUAAAAUUAGAUAUAACUUUACACAGAAAAGGUUAGUGAGUGAUUUUAUCACACUUAAAUCAUGUUAACAUACAUAUUGUUUAUGUCUUGUGGCUGUAGUUUUGAAACAGUGAGUAUUUUAACAUUUGCGGAUUAGCCCCAUUCACUGCAAACUAGAUUUUUGCUUUUUUAAAGAAAAGGAGGGAUGAGCUGAAAUACAUUUUUGUGGUAAUCAACAUUACGUCACGAAUGCUGUUAAUUGAGCUUAACUUGUAUUGAACCCAGAAUAUUCCUUUAAAUCUGGCCAACACUUUUAAAGUAAAUAAUAUGGAUUUGUGGGACAGUGUAAUUUUGGGCAGAGCUUUUAGUGGCAUCAUUGAAUCUCAUAAUUUAGGGUUUUAGGAGGAUGUGUUUUAGAGCUUUGCAAGUCCUAAACAGAACUGUAGUUCAGUGCUGGUUCAUGUUCAGUUGUUUUGACAAAUGUUAAAGGGAUAGUUCACCCAAAAAGAAAAAAGCUUUCAUCAUUUACUCACAUUCAUGUUCCAAAUGUGUAUGAGUUUCUUCUGUGGAACGCUUAAUAUGUUGUUUGGUAGAAUGUUGAUGGUGCUCUUUCACAUACAAUAAGUGAAUGGGGAUUGAGGCUGUCAAACACUUUAAGACACCAGUACACUCACGUGAAGUUCCUAUUCAUUCUUCGGCCAGAGCUAGAAAGAGGGUCAAAACAGUCGAGCAACGUUACACUGUUUGCGAACAUUUGGACACCAGCCAUGCCGCUGGGGGAGGCGUUUAGCAUUUAAAUAUGAGACACACGUUGUCCUGUCAACAGACAACAUGUAAAAUAUCAUCUUAUGUGACAUUAAAAUGUGUUAUUAAUGACUUCCCAUCUCAUUCUAUAAUUAAAAGCCAGGAACCUUUUCACCGCUCAAUGAUUGUUGAAAUUAAGAUAUAUGAAGCAUAUGAUGUGUAAUUUGUCAUGUUUUCAUUCCGCAUUGAUGGUGCUAAUGCUAACAGGCUAUACGUGGACAUAAUAUAUGUCACCCAGUUACCAUCUGUUAUUGUAUUUUAUGAUAUACUUCAGAUCAUGGAAAAAAAAUUUAACUUGUUUUUUGAAUAAGACAUCAAUACUAGUGUAUUGGUGUAUACAAAUGGAUUGGUGUAUAAAACGGUGGCAACUCUGCACUUCAAUGUGUUCAUUUUAACUGAUCUUGAUUAUGUGAAGAGAUUAACCAGAAAUAGAUGUUGCCUUCAAAGUACGGUAGGUUUGAGCACCAGGUCACACCCAUCAAUAAAGUCGACCAUAGCAGUAAGAAUGUGUUAAACAGGAGGUACAAAGUUUUUCUGAGUUUACACUGGCAAGCAGUUUUAAAACACCACAAAGAAAAUCAAAAACACCUCCUCCUUUUUGCCAGAUUUUGUUUGAAAUCACAUCACACCCGUACUUUAUUUGAUUUUGCUAGAAGAAUAUUGGUGUCUUUAAAAGGACAAAAAGCAGCAUGAAAGUCUGCUGACAACAUACAAUAGUUUUGCAUGUGGAACAGACAGAAAUUUAAGUUCUUAUUUACCAAAAAAUCGUACCCUAGGCCAUGGCUCUCAAAGGUUAUGUAUGUUCAGAUAUGGCCCAUGAUGUCACAUCGCACUAGAUUUUAUGUCAGUGAUGCCUAACGUCAUUGCUUGUCACGUGUCCAAUCAGAAGACCAGUUGAAUAUACAGAAGUGGAUGAGCUGAGAGCUGCUGUACAUUUCAGUCUGUUCCUAACACACAGCCAUCAAAUGGCUUCGUAAGACUUGGAAUAUAGUGCAUGAGCUGUAUGGAAUACUUUUCUGGUGCUUUUAUGGAGCUCAACACCUUCAGUCCCCUUUCAAUUUCUUCAUAUGGAACAGAGCAGUAUUCUGAUAACAUCCUUUUAUGCUCCACAGAAGAAAGAAAGCCAUACAAGUUUGGAGCAACUUGAAGGUGUUAUAAAUGAUGACAGAAUCUUCACUUUUGGGUGAACUAUUCCUUAAAUGAACUGUGGUCAGUUGAAAGCAAGAAAGUCAAAGUUGUGUCGAAAGUGGUUAAGGAGUUGGCUGUUCUGUGUGAAGAGAUAUUGAACGACCUUUACAGGAAAAUCCAUCAUCUUUGAUUCAGCAGAUCUGUUUUUCACAAACUCUUCAAGAUAAACAAAAAGGAUGUAGAAUAUUACAGGUAAGAAUUAUUGUACAAAUAUAACUGCAUGUAGAAAGAAUUGAACAUCCACCAUAUAAAAGUUUGCAAUGUCUGGCCACAUGAUUUGAGUUUUAUCACCGUUGUAGAUUAUUCAGUGGGGCAGUUUUUAGCCAUAAUGAGGAAUUGUACCAAUAAUGUUUGUGAUUGUAUUUCUGUUUGUUUAUUUGAAUUUUGUAACUUCAUUUAAUUAGCAAAAGCAGUUAAAGCUUAUUUAAAAUGUGUUUAAUUUCAACCAAAUCCCCACACAAUGUCCAGGUAGAACCCCAAAGCCUUAAACUCUGUUUAUUUAUUAUUUUUAACAUAUUGAUGUAUUAUAUGAAUGUCCAGGUAUUGUAUGUGUUAUUAAGACAUUAACAUUUGACUGUAGUGUUCAACUAUAGUUCUGUAUGUUGUAGGCCUACAUUAUGUGCAGUCAGAGGUGUCCAACUGAAUGUCAUGUCAGUCAUAUAUCAGCUUUGACACAUCAAAUAAAUUCAUAAACUCAGAUGAUAAUGUGGCCAAAUUAUCGACCACACUCUGAAGAAACACUUUAACCACUAUUACUGUAAAAUACUACUCUGACAGGGAGAGUAACCUAAUAUCCUGUCUACAAUGGACGCGAGUGUCGCAUCAAAAGCAUAUCGCUUCCAUUGUAAUCAGUGAUGCUGUCUACACUGGAAGUGUCCAUUCGUCGUGUUAAGCUAUUCAGACUUGAUGUCAAUUUGUAGGCAAACCUGAAGACUUAUUCGCCAUGAGUUCCCUCUGGAAUUUCCUAUGGGUUUUAUAAUGUUUUUUUUUUUUUUUAUGAUUAAAAUAAGGUGUGUGGUAAAAAAUACUUGAAAAUUCUUCUAAUUUUCUAGAACAUAAAUUACACACAGUCAUACCUCAAAUGUUAAUUUUGAAGUUGCCAUGUUUUCAAAAAAAUUUGUAUUGCUAACGAGUUGCUAGAUAAGGCCUACAAAUAUCACAAGCAUGUGAGUGAACAUGCUUGACGAAAGGGAAAACUGUAACAGUUCUUAUCUAGCAACUUAUUAGCAACAUACUUUUUUUUUUAAAACACAGCGGCUUCAAAAUUCACAUUUAGAGUAUAAAUGUUUGUUUUUUAUGUUGGUGAACAAAACAUCCAAGUAUCUUAAAGUAAUGUUUACCACAGACCUUAUUUUACUCAUAAAUUAAAAACUGCCAUUAUAAAAACCCAUAGGAAAAUUCUAAGGGGACCCAUGGCUAGAAAAUGUCUAAUAGGGAACCUAUCAUCAGUGCUGGGUAGUAAUGUAUUACAUGUAAUCUGGAUAACAAUCAGAUUACUAAAAUCAAGUACUUGUAAUUAGGUGAAAUUACAUUUUAAAAUACAAGUAAUCAGAUUAGUUAAUUUUUAUGGAUUACAUGAGUACAUAUUAAUCAGGCAACGGCAAAAGUUAAUUGAUUUAUUGAUCCCUCUAAUUCUUUUUCUUUUUCUUUUUAAAUACUUACAAUUUUUCAUUCUAAAGCAGCCUUCAUCUGAUAUACAUUUCAUAAGUAUUCAAAACAUUUUAAUGGAGGGUGUUAAGUGUUUAUUUGGAGUCCCACAGAAACCCUAAACCUAACCCUAAUCUGAACCCUACCACUAAAUGUAAUUCUGAACCGAACCUUAAUAACAGCGAAUGGGAAUCUUGCGAGACACCUUCUAGACACAACCCUCAAAAAUGUUAAUUCACUUUAGGGUUAUUUCUGAAGUGCUUCAAAGCUUCUCCAGCCACUUUACUAUCCCAUCUUGAAUAAAAUCGUUUUACUUACCAUACAUGUAAAUCAUUUUACCUUUAAUUUUAUUUGUUACAUAUUUAAAUAACUUAUGACUGUUGCAUCAAAACCAGCUUGUGAUGUUACUGGUCUCUUGUCUGCUAAUAGAAAAAUAUAUAUUUAGUUUCAAACCACAUGUAUAUGCAUGUUUUAACUGCUUUUAACUAAUGUGUUAUCUGCACGUCAUUUGUUUACUUCUUUGCAUCAAGUGUAGACUACCUCAAGCCGUUGUGACACGUCCAGUGUAGACAGGGUGUUAAAGACUGGUUUAACUCGAUUACAUGAGAUACAUAUUUACUUAGAAACUGCUCUUUCCCUCAAAUUUGUUUUAAACAUUUUAAAGUAGGCCUACUUAUUUAUUAGAAUAACUGUCAACUAGUAUUAUCACCAAAAGCCUUUGUGUCAUUCCACAGUACAGUACAACAGUAUCAUUUGCAGGUUAAUAUUUUUGUAUCUGGUUGAAAACACUUAUGGACAGAUCUAUCAAAAAUGCAUUUAUAUUACACACAACAACACAUCACAAUGCCACAGUUGACAUUAUUGUAAUUCACUCUUCUUGAUUGGUCUGGGACUUGGGCCAUUGAAUAAUGUUUCAGUAGUGUAUUAUGAUAAAAUUAUAGCAUGACAUGCCUGUGAAUACUGCAUUAGGACAAUCAUCACAUCAAUGAUGUCACAGCAACUUUGCCUUUGCCACGAUUUAGCUAAUGUUUAACCUCAUCAGUACCUGCUGUAUAAAGCUUCUGCUCUGCAUUGAUAACCUCUGUCAGAUCAUAAGUGUUUGGCUCAGUUUCAUGUCAGCACAUUUGAAUCAAGCAGCUUAAUGAUAUCAGAAUGUUAGUUUAAUUCUAUAUUUACAUCAAAUAGUCUGAAGCAGCUACUAAGUCUCAGUCAAACUGUGAUGUUUCCUGUGUAAACCAGUGAGGCAGAGACAGCCUCUAUCUCAGGAGUUCUCUGAAGAAUAUAGCCUCAUCUACUCUACUCCAUGCAUAGGCCUACAGCCCUGCAAUAGGAUUGUAUAGAAGUCUCUGUGUACAAUUUGCAUUCAAAAAUGGAAAUAUUCUUUUUCUUGAUUCAUAUGGGCUGUUUGUUUGUAACUGAAUGUUUAAUAAA
Myxocyprinus asiaticus (Chinese sucker) is the source of this 14364-nucleotide messenger RNA. Its product is annotated as kalirin-like. Gene Ontology annotation, biological process: protein phosphorylation. Gene Ontology annotation, molecular function: protein binding; guanyl-nucleotide exchange factor activity; ATP binding. The transcript is spliced from 60 exons. Lineage: Eukaryota; Metazoa; Chordata; Actinopteri; Cypriniformes; Catostomidae. The coding region runs from base 146 to 9073 and encodes 2975 amino acids. The record is from RefSeq and is a predicted model, not a curated record. Gene Ontology annotation, cellular component: cytoplasm.